Clupea harengus (Atlantic herring) is the source of this 972-nucleotide messenger RNA. It is a transcript of the gene bub3, whose product is annotated as BUB3 mitotic checkpoint protein. Gene Ontology annotation, molecular function: protein binding. Lineage: Eukaryota; Metazoa; Chordata; Actinopteri; Clupeiformes; Clupeidae. The record is from RefSeq and is a predicted model, not a curated record.
AUGACUGGGUCCAAUGAAUUUAAACUCAACCAAGGUCCUGAGGACAGUAUUUCGGCUGUGAAAUUCAGUCCUAGUACGGCACAGUUUUUACUGGUCUCGUGGGACUCCACUGUACGUCUCUUUGAUGUUGGGACAAUUCUAUGAGAAUGAAGUAUUCAGCAUCUGGCUCCAGUAUUGGAUUGUGCUUUUUAUGACCCCACGCAUGCCUGGAGUGGGGGCUUGGAUGCACAGCUGAAAAUGCACGAUUUAAAUACAGAUCAAGAUACUAUUGUUGGAAACGAUGCACCAAUUCGCAGUUGUAGAGUACUGCCCAAGCUCAAUGUUCAUGGUAAACAGGCAGCUGGGGACAGGUCAGUUCGUCUCUGGGACCCAAGGACGCCGUGCAAUGCUGGAACAUUUACCCAGCCUGAAAAGGUUUACACACUGUCGGUUGCUGGAGACCGGCUUAUUGUAGGCACAGCAGGAAGAAGGGUUCUGGUCUGGGACCUCCGAAACAUGGGUUAUGUCCAGCAGAGAAGAGAGUCCAGUCUGAAGUACCAGACCCGCUGCAUCCGUGCUUUUCCCAACAAACAGGGUUAUGUAUUGAGCUCAAUCGAGGGAAGGGUGGCUGUUGAGUACCUGGAUCCCAGUCUGGAAGUGCAGAAGAAGAAAUAUGCAUUUAAAUGCCACCGCCUGAAGGAGAAUGGCAUUGAGCAGGUCUACCCUGUCAACGCCAUCUCUUUCCAUAGUAUUCACAAUACCUUUGCCACAGGUGGUUCUGAUGGCUUUGUGAACAUAUGGGAUCCCUUUAACAAGAAGCGUCUGUGUCAGUUCCACCGCUACCCCACCAGCAUUGCUUCUCUGGCCUUCAGUAUAGAUGGUACGCUUCUUGCCAUCGCCUCAUCCUACAUGCAGGAACAGGGUGACAUCACACACCCAGAGGAUGCAAUCUUCAUCCGACAGGUCACAGACGCUGAGACCAAGCCAAAGUGA